Candida tropicalis MYA-3404 is the source of this 3006-nucleotide messenger RNA. RefSeq names its product glycine decarboxylase subunit P (gene GCV2). Gene Ontology annotation, cellular component: glycine cleavage complex; mitochondrion. Gene Ontology annotation, molecular function: glycine binding; glycine dehydrogenase (decarboxylating) activity; pyridoxal phosphate binding. The record is from RefSeq and is a predicted model, not a curated record. Lineage: Eukaryota; Fungi; Ascomycota; Pichiomycetes; Serinales; Debaryomycetaceae. The transcript has a single exon. Gene Ontology annotation, biological process: glycine decarboxylation via glycine cleavage system. Bases 1 to 3006 code for a protein of 1001 amino acids.
AUGGCUUCGAGAUCAUUGCUUAAGCAAGCUAUUAGAUCAUUGGCCACUAAGGCAAAUACAUCAUCUCAAAAUUUUGCCAAAGUCAUUAAACCAAAAGUAUCAUUGGAUAAUCUCGAUGUUUUUGCUAGAAGACAUAUUGGUCCAAAUCCUAAAGAAGUUGAACAUAUGUUAUCUGCUUUAGGUUAUAAAGAUAUUGAUGAAUUUUUAUCCAAUGUGGUCCCUGAACAUGUUUUAAUUAAGAGAAAAUUAUCUAUUCAACCAGAACAAGGUUUUACCGAAUCUGAAAUGUUGGAUCAUUUACAAAAAUUAGCUAAUAAAAAUAAAAUAAAAAAAUCCUUCAUUGGUAAAGGUUAUGCCGGUACCAUUUUACCACCUGUUAUUCAAAGAAAUCUUCUUGAAUCUCCAGAAUGGUAUACUUCUUACACACCAUAUCAACCAGAAAUUUCUCAAGGUAGAUUAAAUUCCUUGUUGAACUACCAAACUUUAAUUACUUCCCUUACAGGUUUGGACAUGGCUAAUGCUUCUUUAUUAGAUGAAGGUACCGCUGCUGGUGAAGCCAUGGCUUUAUCUUUCCACAAUACUAAAAACAAGAAAAAGAAGUAUGUUAUUGAUACUAAUCUUCAUCCACAAACCGUUGAUGUUAUGAGAUCAAGAGCUAAUAACAUUGGUGUUGAACUUGUUGAAUUGCCAUUAUCUACUAAAGAAGGUAUUGAAGAAUUGACCAAAAUUAUUGAUGAUGUUUCUGGUGCUUUGGUUCAAUAUCCAGAUACUAAUGGUGAAAUUACUGAUUAUUCUGAAAUUGCCCAAAUUUUACAUGCCAAUAAAGGUCUUUUAGCCAUGGCCACUGAUUUAUUAGCAUUGACUGUUCUUAAACCACCAAGUGAAUUUGGUGCUGAUAUUGCAUUGGGUACUUCUCAAAGAUUUGGUGUUCCAUUUGGUUAUGGUGGUCCACAUGCUGCAUUUUUCGCAACUUCAUCUAAAUAUGCAAGAAAAAUCCCAGGAAGAAUUGUUGGUAUUUCUAAAGAUAGAUUAGGCAAACCAGCUUUACGUUUAGCUUUACAAACUAGAGAACAACAUAUUAAAAGAGAAAAAGCUACUUCUAAUAUCUGUACUGCACAAGCAUUGUUGGCUAACAUUUCUGCUAAUUAUGCUGUCUAUCAUGGUCCACAAGGUUUGAAAGAUAUUGCCAAUAGAGUUUAUGGAUUGACUACUUUAUUAGCCAAUGAAAUUUCCAAGAAACAUGAAAUUGCCAAUAAGAAAUGGUUUGAUACUUUGACUGUUAAAUUGAAUGGUGGUGUUUCUGCUGAUGAAAUCUUGGCUAAAGCUUUGAAUGAUUAUGAUAUUAACUUGUUUAAAGUUGAUGAUUCUACUGUUUCUUUACAAUUGGAUGAAACCACUCAAAAGCAAGAUUUGAUCAAUUUGGUCAAUGUAUUCACUGGUGAAUCAACUUAUACUCCACCACAAGAAUUACCAACUAUUGCUCAAGAAUUAUUAAGAACUGAUGAAAUUUUACCUCAUGAAGUUUUCAACACUCAUCAUUCUGAAACUGCCAUGUUGAGAUAUUUACAUUCUUUACAAAAAAUGGAUUUAUCUUUAGCUGAUAGUAUGAUUCCAUUAGGUUCAUGUACUAUGAAAUUGAAUGCUACUGUUGAAAUGCAAACUUUAUCCAUGCCAGGUUUCAAUUCUAUUCAUCCAUUUGCUCCAAUUGAUCAAGCUCAAGGUUAUAAAGAAUUAAUUGGUGAAUUUGAAAAAGAUUUGAAUGAUAUUACUGGUUUUGAUGCUACUACUUCUAUGCCAAAUUCUGGUGCUCAAGGGGAAUAUACUGGUUUAUCAUUAAUUAGAGAAUAUCAUAAAUCUCGUGGUGAAUAUGAACAAAGAAAUAUUUGUUUAAUUCCAGUUAGUGCUCAUGGUACUAAUCCAGCUUCUGCUGCUAUGUCUGGUUUGAAAGUUGUUCCAGUUAAAUGUUUGUCUAAUGGUUCUAUUGAUUUAGAAGAUUUACAAGCUAAAGCUGAAAAACAUGCUGCUAACUUGUGUUCUAUUAUGAUUACUUAUCCAUCUACUUAUGGUUUAUUUGAACCAGGUGUCAAGAGAGCUAUUGAUAUUGUUCAUGAACAUGGUGGUUUAGUUUAUCUUGAUGGUGCCAAUAUGAAUGCUCAAGUUGGUUUAACUUCUCCAGGUGAUUUAGGUGCUGAUGUUUGUCAUUUGAAUAUUCAUAAAACUUUUGCUUUGAGUCAUGGUGGUGGUGGUCCAGGUCAAGCACCAGUUUGUGUUAAAGAACAUUUAAAACCAUUCUUACCACUGCAUCAUUUUGUUAAAACUCCUCAUUCUACUUCUGAAUCAAUUAAAGCUGUUAAUUCUGCUCCAUUUGGUAGUGCUUCUGUUAUUCCAGUUUCUUAUUCAUAUAUUAAAAUGUUGGGUUCUCAAGCUUUACCAUAUGUUUCUGCCAUUGCUAUGUUGAAUGCUAACUAUAUUUUAUCACAAUUGGAACCAUAUUAUAGUAUUUUAUUUGUUGAUCGUAAAGCAUCAUCUGAUUCAGGUAUUAAACAUUGUGCUCAUGAAUUUAUUCUUGAUUUACGUGAAUUCCAAAAAAUUGGCAUUGAAGCAAUUGAUGUUGCUAAAAGAUUACAAGAUUAUGGAUUCCAUGCCCCAACCAUGUCUUUCCCAGUUGCUGGUACUUUGAUGAUUGAACCAACUGAAUCUGAAAAUUUGGCUGAAUUGGAUAGAUUUAUUGAAUCUUUAAUUUCUAUUAGAAAAGAAAUUGAUGCUUAUAAAAAUGGUGAAUCAUUAGGUCAAGUUUUAAAAAAUGCUCCUCAUUCAUUAGAAGAUGUUGUUAGUUCUCAAGAUUGGGAAUCUAGAGGUUAUACUAGAGAACAAGCUGCUUAUCCAUUACCAUUCUUGAAACACAAUAAAUGCUGGCCAACUGUUAGUCGUUUGAAUGAUACUUAUGGAGACUUGAACUUGAUUUGUACUUGUCCAUCAGUUGAAGAAGUAGCUGCUGAAAAUUAA